CCAAAGUCCAUUUUGCCCGCGCCUUGACGAAAUUGCGCCUUCUUUUUCUCUCCACUCGUUCCGGGGUCGGCAUUUAACCACAGUGAUUCCCGUCCUUUCAUCUUCCAUUCCCCCAUAUUCACGAUUCCCUCGUCGCGCGAUCGAUCGGUUCUAGUUAGCGCAGCGCUAGUUUCGUGUUAGAUUCUUCACGCAUUCCAUCCAUCAUCCAUCACUCGAUCGAUCAGUGGGCAAAUAGGGUGGAAUUGAUCGAAUUCUUGCAGCAAUGACGGAUCGAAUCCAUCCCGCGGCAUCGCCCUCCGCCCCGAUCCUCGAGGAAUCCAAGCGUCUCAAUGGAGCGUACCAGCAGAAGAUCCCCGAUCAGCUCUUCCCGCCCCAUCCCGCCGCCUACGUCCCGCCGGCAAGGCGGCGAUCGCGCCGCUGCUGUGGCGGCCUCUGCCGCUGUCUCUGCUGGCUGCUCGCCCUCUUCGUCAUCAUCGUGAUCCUCCUGGGCAUCACCGCGCUCGUCUUCUGGCUCGUCAUCCGCCCCGUGCGAUCGCCCAGCUACAACGUCCAGGACGUGUCACCGGUGUUCACGAUCUCCACCGAUUCCAAUCCGCCGCUGCUGGAUGCCAUCGUCUCCUUCACGGUGCGCGCCGAGAACCCAAACCGGAGGAUCGGGAUCUACUACGACCGGGUCGCGAUCUACCUCUACUACGCGGGAUUGCAAGUCGGGGAGAGCUCCAUCGAUCCGUUCUACCAGGGCCACCGCGAUGUCAGGUUCCUGAGGAGCAAUCUCACCACCACGGAUCUGCCCCUAACCCAGGAGCUGGCGACGAGCUUGAGGAACGAUAUCGCCCAGAAUCGCGUCCCUCUGGACGUUCGCGUGAGGGUCAAGGCUAGGGUCAAGAUCGGCGCGCUAAAGUCGCCGCGAGUCAAGGUGAGGAGCCACUGCAGUGUUGUUGUCCGCCCAGACGGGGCGGGGCUCUUGGAAAGGAAUUGCAGGGUGAGAGUGCGACUCUAGAGGAAGAACGCCCUGCAGUAUAUACUCGCGCUUGUUCAUUUCCGUAAAAAAAAACAUUCUUUUGCAUUUGUUUAAUUCUUUUUUAGCCUUUAUUUUUCAAUAAAGUUCAGAAUUUAGGA
Messenger RNA from Selaginella moellendorffii, 1119 nucleotides. Its product is annotated as NDR1/HIN1-like protein 10. The transcript has a single exon. The record is from RefSeq and is a predicted model, not a curated record. Gene Ontology annotation, cellular component: plasma membrane. NCBI's taxonomy places the organism in Eukaryota, Viridiplantae, Streptophyta, Lycopodiopsida, Selaginellales, Selaginellaceae. Bases 263 to 1000 code for a protein of 245 amino acids.